This is a messenger RNA of Dothidotthia symphoricarpi CBS 119687, 1728 nucleotides long. Its product is annotated as ATP-sulfurylase. The transcript is spliced from 3 exons. Gene Ontology annotation, biological process: sulfur amino acid metabolic process. Bases 1 to 1728 code for a protein of 575 amino acids. Gene Ontology annotation, cellular component: cytoplasm. Gene Ontology annotation, molecular function: adenylylsulfate kinase activity; sulfate adenylyltransferase (ATP) activity; ATP binding. The record is from RefSeq and is a predicted model, not a curated record. NCBI's taxonomy places the organism in Eukaryota, Fungi, Ascomycota, Dothideomycetes, Pleosporales, Dothidotthiaceae.
AUGGCCAACCCACCACAUGGCGGAGCCCUCAAGGACUUGAUCGCGCGCGAUGCACCACGGAGAAAGGAACUCUUCAACGAGGCUGAGUCGCUUCCUGCGAUCGUGCUGAGCGAGAGACAGCUCUGCGAUUUGGAACUCAUCUUGAACGGUGGAUUCUCGCCGCUCGAAGGCUUCCUCAACCAAAAAGACUACGACGGCGUUGUCGCCGAAAACCGCCUCGCCGAUGGAAACCUCUUCUCCAUGCCCAUCACUCUCGAUGUGUCCAAGGAGACCAUCGAGGAGCUGGGUGUGAAGCCCGGAGCGCGCAUUGCGCUUCGCGACUUCCGCGACGACCGCAACCUGGCCAUCAUCACCGUCGACGACGUAUACCAGCCCGACAAGACAAAGGAGGCCAAGGAGGUCUUUGGCAGCCCAGAUGACGAGACACAUCCCGCGAUCAAGUACCUCUUCCGCACGGCCAAGGAGUUCUACGUCGGCGGCAAGGUCGAGGCGAUUGACCGUCUCGAGCACUACGACUAUGUUGGUCUGCGAUACACCCCCGCCGAGCUGCGUCUGCACUUCGACAAACUAGGAUGGAGCAAGGUCGUCGCGUUCCAGACGAGGAACCCCAUGCACCGCGCCCAUCGCGAGCUCACUGUGCGUGCUGCGCGAGCCCGCCAGGCCAAUGUCCUGAUCCACCCCGUUGUUGGGCUCACCAAGCCCGGCGACAUCGACCACUUCACACGUGUGCGUGUCUACCAGGCGUUGAUGCCCCGCUACCCCAAUGGAAUGGCUGCGUUGGCUCUCCUGCCGCUGGCUAUGCGUAUGGGAGGUCCCCGUGAGGCCAUCUGGCACGCCAUCAUCCGCAAGAACUACGGCGCUACCCACUUCAUCGUUGGCCGUGACCACGCUGGCCCGGGCAAGAACUCGCAGGGCGUCGACUUCUACGGUCCGUAUGACGCGCAGACAGCCGUCGAGAAGUACAGGGAUGAACUGGGCAUUGAGGUCGUCCCCUUCCAGCAGAUGACAUACCUGCCCGACUCGGACGAGUACAAGCCCAAGGACGAAGUGGCCCAGGGCGUUAAGACGCUCGAUAUCUCCGGCACAGAACUCCGCAAGCGUCUCCGUACUGGUCAGGAGAUUCCCGAAUGGUUCUCCUACCCCGAAGUCGUGCGCGUCCUCCGUGAAUCACACCCUCCCCGCUCGCAACAGGGUUUCACCGUCUUCCUCACCGGCUACAACAACAGCGGUAAAGACGCCAUCGCACGCGCGCUAAACGUCACCCUAAACCAGCAAGGUGGGCGUUCCGUCUCCCUCCUCCUCGGCGACACCAUCCGCAGCGAGCUCUCGUCUGAGCUCGGCUUCUCGCGCCAGGACCGCGACAAGAACAUUUCACGCAUUGCAUUUGUGGCUGCCGAGCUGACAAGAGCUGGCGCCGCCGCCAUUGUCGCGCCUAUCGCGCCGUUCGAGGACAGCAGGAAGGCCGCGCGCCAAACAGUCGAGCAGUACGGUAGCUUCUACCUCGUACACGUUGCGACGCCGCUCGAGUACUGCGAGAAGACGGACCGAAGGGGCAUCUACAAGAAGGCGCGGAACGGGGAGAUCAAGGGCUUCACCGGCGUUGAUGACCCGUAUGAGGUGCCUGCCAACGCUGAUCUGAGCGUCGAUCUGAGCACGACGAAUGUCAGGACCGCGGUGCAUCAGAUUGUCCUGUUGCUCGAGAGCCAGGGGCUGCUUACGCAGUUGUAG